This is a messenger RNA of Schistosoma turkestanicum, 2035 nucleotides long. The record is from the annotation of a GenBank genome assembly. NCBI's taxonomy places the organism in Eukaryota, Metazoa, Platyhelminthes, Trematoda, Strigeidida, Schistosomatidae.
CUAAUGUGACGGCCGAGUUAUUUUACUGCUUAAUUGAACAUGGAGAUCACCUACUUAUCUAAAACCUAUUAUGAUUUUUCGCGUUACAAUUAUCAAACUAUCUUGAUUUGAUUUAAGGAGCAUUUUUACUGAAAUUUAAGUUCUUUCAUGGAGGUAUCCUCGUCUACAAACAGCUACUUCUCGUGGGCUUUGGAAUUGUUUGGAAUUUUAUCAUUAUAUUCAUUACUCAUAAUUCCUUUUGUUUUACUGAGUAACUACUUCAGGAACAGAUAUAAAUUGCAUAUGUCCAACAAUACCACGGAUUCUUGUCAUGCCAAGGCAAUGUACAUAUUUUUCAUACCUGACGUGGAAGAUGUUCAAAAUACGGCAGGCCUACCUAUUCCGAUAGUUAUGCCUACAACUGAGCAUCGAGCGAAUACAAAGCUGGCAUUAUGUUUGCAGUGCAUUAGUUCCUAUCUACAUUUAAAUCGUAAUGCAACAUCCCGGAGUUUAAAACAAUACUAUUUAUUAUUAGCAUUUUGCUUUUUGGGUCUUCAAUCAUCCUACUUGUUAUGGGGAGUAUUGCAGGAACGAAUUAUGACCAAAAUGUAUGACAAAGAGAGGUUUCAAAAGUCACAGUAUCUUGUUUUCUGUAAUCGUGCAAUGGCGUUAAUUAUUUUAAUACCUCUACACUUCCUACAUGUAGGGUUACUUGUUAACCCUUGGAAGAGCGGUCGAAAAGCUCCCUUCAUCGAGUUUGCAUAUGCUUCUAUUAGUAAUGUAAUCAGUAGCUGGUGUCAGUAUGAAGCCCUUAUUUAUAUUUCUUUUCCUAGUCAGGUUAUUCUCAAAGCUUGCAAGAUUUUACCUGUGAUGUUUAUGGGUAGAUUUAUUCAAAAAAAAUUGUAUAGUUGGCAAGAGUAUUUUACAGCUGCUAUUAUUUGUUCAGGUAUGGUUAUGUUUUUUUACACUGAUCCUGAACAAUCUCAACUGUCCAAAGAAAAUACUAAUAAUACUCAAAUGCUACUAACAUUUAGUGGAUAUAUAUUGGUCAUUGGCUAUAUUAUUAGUGAUUCCUUCACAUCAAAUUGGCAAGAUUAUAUGUUUCAAACAUAUAAACUCACUUCUUUACAAGUAAUGGCUGGUGUCAAUAUUUGGUCUUCAUUACUCACUUUAAUCUCAUUGAUUGGACAUGGCGAUCUGAUGUCAUGCAUACUAUUUGGAUUUAAUCAUCCUAAGUUUAUUCUUGAUGUUUUAACAUCAUCAUUAUGUUCAGCAUUUGGUCAAUUGUUCAUUUUUCUAACUUUAUCUCAAUUCGGUGCGGCAACAUUUGUAAUGAUCAUGACAUUAAGACUUGGCUUAUCAAUGAUACUUUCGUGUAUUAUUUUCUCGCAUGAAUUACACCCGAUUGCAAUAUUUGGUGUAGCUAUUGUUUUCUUUGGUUUAUUUUUAAAAAUGUUUUUACGUCACAAGAAACCUCUUCUAUUGGAAAAUUAUGGUCUACCUGGUAGUAAGUGAUGACUACCGAUACAUUUUUGUUUCCUGUACAAGUUAUUCCUCUUCAUUUCCGAAUAUUCAUAUCCUGUUUUAAAUUUUGUCAAAAAUUUCUUUAUAUUUGCAUACUUGUUGUAUUCUCUGUUUUAAAAAUCAGAAUUCUUUUGAUUUGUGUAAAUGCAUAUGGAUAUACCUGUGACGUAUAAAAUCUCUCAUUUUAGGUUCACAUCAAACAAGAAAUACAUUUGGUAUUGUAACAGUUAUUCUCUGUCUGUGAUAUUUUAGCUCACUACCAGAUUAAAGUUUAUGUUUUUUAUACAUAUCCGGAAAGAAAAGCGUGGCGUCAUUUUAUUAUAUAUUUUAUCGUAUUAUUUUCCCCUUUCUACAUAUUUUCAAGGCAAUUCUUUUAGGAAAUUAUACUUUGUAAUAUAGAUGGGUUAUUUCAAAUUUUGUAUGUCUUAGCUGAGAUGUGUACACAUAUUUUUUUUAAUCAUUGUGAUGCUCCUACAAUUUACUUUCAGAUUGUAAUACUACUCCUACAUUAAAAGCCAAUCAGCAAGAUUAA